Messenger RNA from Striga asiatica, 2600 nucleotides. The record is from the annotation of a GenBank genome assembly. Lineage: Eukaryota; Viridiplantae; Streptophyta; Magnoliopsida; Lamiales; Orobanchaceae.
CAAUAUCUGUCGUCCAAUGGCUUCUUCUAACUUUAGGAGUGGUAGUAGUAACAAUUGGAGUGUCGAUAGCAACUCCUUUUGCACAGUUAUCCAUUCUCACUGUCGCGCACUGUUCAUGAUUCAUUUCUCACUUCAUCUAAGUAUAAAAACUUGAAAACGCAAAAAGCAAUCAAUUCCUGAUCAUUUUAGCAAGUUUGCUUUUUCAUUCACCUGAUAAGGAAAUCUGCUUGACUCAAAGACACAGACAGCGAAGAUAUCGUGAUUGAAAGCGAUCCCCGUCUAUGGAGAAUUCUGGAAGCCAUCCAGAUGCAAUGGUACCGGUUGAGGGUGUGGCGGGAGGUGGGACCGCUUACGGGUGGAGUGAAACUGGCAUUCAGGAUCGAUCUGUACUGACGGGUUCGAUUGAUCCCCUCAAAGUUCACUCAUCCGAGCUAAUGCACGUCUGGUGCAUGCCAAGCACGGCAAAUGUUGGGCCACAGGAUUUACCUCAUGCACUUGAGCCCAUUUCUCUGUUAGCUGCUAGAAAUGAGAGGGAAAGUGUCCAGAUAGCUAUACGUCCAAAAGUUUCCUGGGCUGGGUCAAGUAUAGCUGGAACUGUGCAGAUGCAAUGUACUGAUCUGUGCACGACUUCCGGUGAUAGAUUGUUAGUUGGUGAAUCAUUAAAGGUGAGGCGAGUGGUGCCUAUUUUGGGGGUGCCUGAUGCUCUUGUGCCUCUUGAAGUCCCCAAUUCUCAACUGACCCUUCUCCCUGGAGAAACAAUGGCAAUUUGGGUUUCAAUUGAUGUCCCAACCACACAGGCUCCUGGGCAAUAUGAAGGAGAGCUCAUAUUUACAGCUACCAGACCCGAUGCAGAAUCUACAUCACAAUGCCUGCGUAAAGCUGAGAGGACUCAACUUUACCAAGAAUUAAGGAGUUUUCUUGAUGUUGUGGAGCCCAUCGAUGGGAAACCAUUACAUGAAGUGGUGGGGCUUUUGGUGGAAAGAGUGCAAUCCGGGUCUUCAUCUUUGAGAAGAAUGCUUCAGUCUCCAUUGUUUUCUGACUUGAAUUCGGACAAUGGCUCAGUAGAUAUGAUGGAUGAGGAUGCCAUAUCGAACCUUUCAAUCCGUGUAAAGAUAACUUUAACAGUGUGGGAUUUUAUUGUUCCUGCUACGCCUUCUCUUCCUGCUGUUAUUGGUGUAUCUGAUACAGUAAUUGAAGACCGAUUUGGUGUGGAGCAUGGAAGUAGCAACUGGUACGAGGCACUGGAUAAGCAUUUUAAGUGGUUGCUUCAGUAUAAAAUCAGCCCAUUCUUCUGUAGGUGGCGUGAAAACAUGCGGGUUCUCACUUACACCUCUCCAUGGCCAGCUGAUCAUCCAAAAUCAGAUGAGUAUUUUUCUGAUCCCAGGCUCGCAGCAUAUGCUGUACCAUAUAGUCCUGUGGUCCCAUGUAGCGACUCAACAAAGGACUUUCUGCAAAGGGAAGUUGAUAUACUAAGAACAAAAAGUCAUUGGAGAAAAGCUUACUUUUAUUUGUGGGAUGAGCCGCUGAACCUUCAACAUUAUGAGGCUAUUCGUAGCAUGGCAAGUGAAAUUCAUGCUUACGCACCAGAUGCCCGUAUUAUGACAACUUACUAUAGUGGCCCAAGUGAUUCGCCCCUGGCUGAUAACAACUUUGAGGCUUUUCUUAAAGUUCCAGAAUUUCUUCGCCCUCACACUCAAAUAUAUUGCACAAGUGAAUGGGUGAUAGGCAACCGUGAAGAUCUUGCUAAGGACAUAAUUGCUGAAAUACAACCUGAAAAUGGUGAGGAAUGGUGGACAUACGUGUGCAUGGGACCAUCUGAUCCUCAUCCUAAUUGGCACUUGGGGAUGAGGGGAACACAACACCGGGCAGUGAUGUGGCGUGUUUGGAAAGAGGGUGGGACGGGAUUUCUGUAUUGGGGUGCUAAUUGCUAUGAAAAGGCUACUGUUCCUAGUGCUGAGAUUAAGUUUAGACGUGGGCUCCCUCCUGGUGAUGGAGUCUUGUAUUACCCGGGGCAAGUGUUCUCAUCUUCAGACGAACCAGUUGCUUCAUUACGUUUAGAGCGACUUUUAAGUGGGUUACAGGACAUUGAGUACCUCAAACUCUACUGUUCAAGGUUCGGUAGAGAAGAAGGCUUAAAUCUUUUGGAGAAAACGGGAAUGUAUUUUGGUCCCGAGAGGUACACUCAUGAGCACAUGCCUAUUGAUGUUAUGCGUGGCGAAACAACACUACAAAAUGCAGUCGACCGACAAAUCGGAACAGUGUGCAAAGAAAAAUAUCACAUAAUGAGAACACGUCACCAGGAGGGAGCAACUUGGGAGAAAUUCAUCCUCAGCCUUCAAAUCUCCUGGAAGGUGCUCGGAAGCGGUGGCCGUCUCAAUAGUAUCGUUUUUGCUUACUCACCUGGUAAUAGAGAGUCGGGUUACAAUUUCCCGAAAUGCGAAUUUAGAGCCCACGACGUCGGUCUAGAUUCGACAUCUACCGGUGAAACUUCAAUAGGAGCCGUUGAAUCUCCUCCGGUUACUGAUUGGGUCGAUGAGGCGGAGAAAGGGAAGAGGUUGAAACCUCAAAAUGAGCCAAACGAUAUUUAUAUACUACUGUGA